Molecule: messenger RNA, 1182 nt
Organism: Schizophyllum commune H4-8
Lineage: Eukaryota; Fungi; Basidiomycota; Agaricomycetes; Agaricales; Schizophyllaceae
Exons: 2
Coding region: 1-1182 (393 amino acids)
Biological process (GO): negative regulation of transcription by RNA polymerase II; positive regulation of transcription by RNA polymerase II
Molecular function (GO): zinc ion binding; RNA polymerase II cis-regulatory region sequence-specific DNA binding; DNA-binding transcription factor activity, RNA polymerase II-specific
Source: RefSeq, a predicted model, not a curated record
AUGUCCGUCGAGUCCCCCGUCAUGCCCGUACAUCCCACAGUUCCCCAGACUAUACAGCAGGUGCCCUCCACCGAGCGCUUACCAAGGCCGAGCGAGCAGCUACCCCCCGAACGGCGCAACAGCAUCAGAAGCGAGCGCCAGAGCCAGAGUCGGCCUCAGUCGAGAAACUCCGACGCCGAGAACCGCCACCCAAACCCCUCCCCUAUCUGCGCACACUGCGGUACUUCCCAAUCGUCCGUCUGGCAACAAGAUCAGGAGGGAAACGCGGUCUGUAACACCUGUGGUCUAUAUCAGAAGAGCAGACAAAUGGCACGCCCCGGCUCCUCAUCGCCAACCUCAUUCACGACCUCACCUUCCGUCUCGCCACAAUCGCCCCCUCACGCGCUCAACGCGCCCGCGUCCCCGACUUUUCAACAGCCCUGUCACCCCGCCGCGCCGUUGAACGGUGCCGUAAAGCAGCCAUCUAGACGACCAGUCGGCGGAACCUGUCCCGGAGACGGACGCUGUGACGGCACAGGCGGCGCCUCUGCUUGUUCGGGUUGCCCCACGUUCAUCAACACCGCCAAUCAUAUCACGACCUUUACCAUCGGCAUGGGCGAUAGCAAACCAGAGUACAAGAGCAACGCACCCAUCGAUCCCUCCCUUGCAGACGCACAAGCGAGACAUUCCCCCACAUCUAUGCCCGGCACAUCCUCUGGACCUCCCCCGCCGCCCCCAGCGGGGCCUUCGGGGACGAGAAGCGUGCCUGAGGAGCGGCCGAAGAAACUCGGCGUGACCGCGCUUUCGUGCGCAAACUGCGGGACGAGUACGACGCCCUUGUGGCGACGCGACGAUUCAGGGAACAAUAUAUGUAAUGCCUGCGGUGAGUCCUCCAUAAUCCGCGCGCCUGGCAGCCGUCGGCUAUCGCGCCAUCGCGCACAUCGACGUCUUGAAACUGACCUGGAAUUACGUAGGCCUUUACUACAAGCUGCACGGGACACAUCGCCCGAACUCGAUGAAGAAGACCGUGAUCAAGCGGCGCAAGCGCGUACCCGCCGCUGCCGCCGCCGCUGCUGCAGCCGCGGCGGCGCCCCAGCACGCGAACGGCGGCGGCGCGCCGGGCGGGCCCCUCCCCCCACAAGAACACCCCCACAUGCAGCAUAUGCAACAGCAAGCCCAUCACCCAGGGUACUCCGUCGUUAA